AUGAAAUGUAGGGCAGUGGUUGUGAGAGGUACACGUAUGAUUCUGAAGCUAAAAAUGAGAUUAAUAUAUGAAGGACCGACUCUCUGAAGCGAAACCGUAGACGCGGGAAGCUUUUUGGAAAAUGGAGGUGGAGGAAGCCAAGAUCUUGCUCGGCUUUCCUCCUAAUUCUCGUCCCGAUCCUUCUCAGGUUAAAGCUGCUUACAGGAAGAAAGUAUGGGAAUCACAUCCUGACUUAUUUCCUGAUGAUCAGAAGCUUGUUGCCGAGUCUAAGUUCAAAUCGAUAUCUGAAGCUUAUUCUUGCCUAGAGUCUGAUUUGACUCCUUUGGAGCUAUUGUUGUUGGAAUUGGAAGAAUGAGAAUAAAAUCUAGCUCAUUUGGGUUUACAAGUCUGCAGAAUCAGGACACGUUUACUCUGUUUUUAUAUACUUCGAUACAUUCCAUAACCAUUAUCUCUAGUACAAUAUCAAGCUUUGUAAUUUCCAACAUUGGUCUCUGUUUGCAGGUGAUGUUAAAGGUCAAUGGUAUUACAGAGCAGGUAAAAAGACUACUCAACACUCAGAUGUGUUCUUAAUGGGUUAUACACACUGAUGGGACUCUCAAUUUUGAUAAGGUGUGUAUUCGAGGGUCGUCAAGACUGGGGUUCCUCGGCCAUAUUCAUCUGCCAAAAGAGGUAACCGUUGGUUGAUCGGUGCACCUUUCCUUUUGAUUGUCUUAGGAACCAUCGGACUUGGUGGAAUCAAAGCUAACAGGGCAUAUAAUCUGCAAAAACAGACGUUCCCAUCUCACAAUCCUUUCCUUCCUUGAUUCAAAGUCUCUUUCAACACAACACUUUGAAUCAUUGGAUAUGUAACCUUUGUAUUGUACGAAUGAAUCUACUUGGACCUUUGUUAAGAAACUUGUAUCUCAGGAUCGAUAGCUUUAUUUAAAAUUUAGAAAUUAUAGAAUGAAUGCGCAAGAUUUCGC
Messenger RNA from Arabidopsis thaliana (thale cress), 962 nucleotides. Its product is annotated as Chaperone DnaJ-domain superfamily protein. The record is from RefSeq and is marked reviewed. NCBI's taxonomy places the organism in Eukaryota, Viridiplantae, Streptophyta, Magnoliopsida, Brassicales, Brassicaceae. The transcript is spliced from 5 exons. Bases 122 to 355 code for a protein of 77 amino acids.